AUGGCAGCCGUCGAGCCUGCUACGCGGAAGCGUGUGCUUCGGGUUAUCAUCGUGUCCCUUCUUCUAGACUUGAUAUCGUUCACGUUUAUCCUCCCACUGUUCCCAAAGCUUUUGGAGUUCUAUCGGGAUCGCGAGGCUCCCAACCUGAUAUACCAUGACGCAUCUCAUGCCACUCUCCUCCAGCAGGUCCUCGGAGGGCUGAAUGCAUACAAAGCGUCCUUUUCCCGACCCAUCGAUUCCCGAUAUGACAUUGUCCUUCUCGGUGGAGCACUGGGGUCUUUGUUUUCCCUCCUGCAAGCCAUCGCGUCUCCCAUGAUCGGUCAUUUUUCUGACCGCUACGGCCGUCGCUAUGCGCUGCUUGCAUCCAUGUGUGGAAACAUGGUGUCUGUGCUCCUAUGGGUUGUGGCAGUCGACUUCCGCACCUUUGUGGCCAGCCGUGUUGUGGGUGGUCUUUCCGAGGGCAAUGUUCAGCUUGCCACCGCCAUGGCUAGCGAUAUCUCCGACGAAAGCACACGAGGAUCCACCAUGGCAAUCAUCGGCGCAUGUUUCUCGGUUGCCUUUACCUUUGGGCCAGGCCUGGGGGCAUGGUUGAGCACGGUUGCCACUGCAUGGGCGAAUCCUUUUGCAGUAGCAGCAGGUUUCAGUCUGAUCUUGAUCUCCGUCGAGACGCUGUACCUGUACUUUUGCUUGCCAGAAACUCUGCCAUCUUUGGUUGGUGGUGUGGCAGCCAAGGCAAACGCGCCCGGCAAGAAGGAUGGAGAGACCAAGGAAGUGACGCGGACGAACUCACGCUUCCUGCUUUAUGCAACCCAUUUUGUGUUUCUGCUGUUCUUCUCAGGAAUGGAGACGUCCCUAUCCUUUAUGACGUAUGAUUUGUUCCAGUUCACCUCUGGGAAGAAUGGUAGGUUGCUUGGAUACAUUGGCUUGGUAGCCUCUGUGUUCCAGGGAGGCAUCACUCGCCGACUGACCCCCCUUUUGUCCGUACGUAUCGGCACUGUCGCCUGUCUCACAGCCUUUAUUCUCCUCAGCCGUCUUUCCACCCUUGGGGGCCUAUAUGCCGCAGCGACGUGUCUCGCCAUCACAUCAGCGACAGUUGUGACGGGCCUCAACGCUCUUAGCAGCUUCGAAGCCAACGAGCACGAACGCGGAAGCAAGCUAGGCAUCAUGCGGAGCUGGGGCCAGCUGGGUCGUGGAUUGGGACCGAUUGUAUUCACAAGCGUAUACUGGUGGGCAGGAAGAGAGUAUGCGUACACCAUGGGUUCCAUGGGUGCCCUUGUCGUUGUCACAGUCGCAUUUCUGGGGUUGAAGGCUCCCAAAGGAAUGACUGCACCAAAAGCGACUGGAAAGAAGAGUCAAUAG
Messenger RNA from Trichoderma harzianum CBS 226.95, 1359 nucleotides. RefSeq lists its product as hypothetical. Gene Ontology annotation, molecular function: transmembrane transporter activity. Gene Ontology annotation, biological process: transmembrane transport. Lineage: Eukaryota; Fungi; Ascomycota; Sordariomycetes; Hypocreales; Hypocreaceae. The coding region runs from base 1 to 1359 and encodes 452 amino acids. The record is from RefSeq and is a predicted model, not a curated record. Gene Ontology annotation, cellular component: brush border membrane. The transcript is spliced from 3 exons.